Spizellomyces punctatus DAOM BR117 is the source of this 1292-nucleotide messenger RNA. RefSeq lists its product as uncharacterized. The record is from RefSeq and is a predicted model, not a curated record. NCBI's taxonomy places the organism in Eukaryota, Fungi, Chytridiomycota, Chytridiomycetes, Spizellomycetales, Spizellomycetaceae. The transcript has 3 exons. The coding region runs from base 184 to 1041 and encodes 285 amino acids.
CACCAUUACUUUGAUCCCCAUCUGUUACGUGGCGCUCAGAUUUGAAAGAGGCAUUGUACCCUUUCCUGCGCCGGGAGCGGGCCAAUGGACCGAUCACUCCUCCUUUUAACCUGCAUGUAGACCCCUUUACGAGACAGCAACCGUGGUCCACUCCCUGAUGCUCAUCUCGACAUUAGAAGUCGAAUGACAUCUAUUUUCAACAGAGAUCCAGAUGAAGUGGUCAGGCAAAUUCAGCAGCGGCAUACUCUACCGCGCCAAUCCACCGCACCCUCCUUUAUCGAUCUAACGGAGGACGAGCAAGUCCCUACGCCUGUCACAACUAUUCCCGCUCGGUCGCUGAGCGAUGGGAACAUCCCAGACUCUUGGACUUUGGCAAAUCCAUCGGUAUCCAGUCCGUCAGAACAGCUUUCAGAUAGUAACCCACCGGUUCCAACAGCAUCUUUACCAAAGAACCAAGUGUCCGAGACUGUACAGUCUGCUGAUGUAGAUCCAAACCCAACAUCACCCAUGGAAAUAGAUACCUCUGACACUCAUACCCCGGCCCCAUCUUCUUUCCAAGCAAAAAAGAAUGGAUCCCACGAUGCAGUACUUAGGGUUGUUGAGGCAGCUGUACGGUCCCGCAAGGGUACCCUGUCUGGACUGACCGGAAAUGGCAUUGCAAUCAACCCAAAGUUCUUGAGAGGAAAGAACCGAACUGGUCGCCCUCUUGCCCCUGCCGUUUCUGAGAGAGACUCGGCAUCAAAUAGAAGAAACAGCCCGCGGUUACCCACGAUACGAAAGACAUCGUCGUCAACGUCGAUAUCCUCAGUCGCUUCCGCGUCCUCCUCGACACAUUCCGUCGAUAAGCACCCAUGGAAAAUCCCAGCUACCGCGAAAUAUACCCAACCCUUUUCUUCCCCGCCAGCCGAAUUAAAUCUUGAAUGGCGUGAACCGCAAAUAGUUGUAGAAAAUGGACGACAGGAACGAAUCCUUUUUUCAGAUGCUUGGAUUUCACCGGAGGAACUGCGUGCCAACCUGCCCAAGUAUCGAUUCUGCGAAUAAUGCAACGCUUUUGCUAAAUUUGGAAGGUAAUCAUUUUGCCUGCUGUUUGACAUGUUCAGAACCUGCAUUAUGUUGUGAUUAUGUUUCUUGGAUGAUGAUGGGAUUUUUGUUCCUUUUUUGAAAUGGGAAUGCGCAUAAUGUUCUCAUUGGAAAAAAGAAUACUGUAGUAAGAGUUGGAAAUACAAUCACUGCGGUGCUAUUAUUCCCUCAAUGUCCUGGUUGCGCAUUUGCAAUACAUGAUUGAUCUUGCU